GCGCAGCGGGCAUCGCGGCGGGCAGCGCCAUGAGCCGCACGCAGUCCGGACCCCUGGAGACAUAUAACAGCCUGACAGACAAACAUCUGACCAGAUACUUCAAUAACACCAGGAUCCGUAGGCACCUACAACGUGUGGGUUUGGUCACAAGGAGUGGACGGAUUGUGUCCGAGAAGGAAUAUCGUCUCAGUAUAGUCCGCAAAGAUCAUCAAAGAUAUGUACGUGAGAGCCUGGCCCAGGCCAUAUUCCACAAGGUCCUCAGCAUGGAGCGUUUGCAUCAGCAGGAGAUCCAGAGGAGGUUGGAAGAUUUGUCUCGUAGAGACCGCAUCCAGCGCGUCAAGAUUGACCGCACGAGGAGACCUGACGAAGACCUCAUUCCAUUCCUAUUGCCCCGACCGCCCGCUGCUUCUCGGAACUGCCAAAGGAGCCUGUCAGGCCCAAACAUGAUGCAGCCCAGCCCCUCCACAUCUUCAACCUCCCCUCGUCCCAGCACUGCCCCUGGGAAGAUGCAGCGUCCGGCGAGGCUCGUCCCCCUGCAGAGCAAUGGAGUAUCGAGCACAGCAGCAAUCACUGCGCAGUGCUCGUCGCACACCAGACAGAGGGAUUCGCAGCCAGAACUGGUCAGGGACAUCAACCCCAACUUCCCUCAUGGGCAGCCAGAACGGGAAGUGAUGAGGCACUGGCAAACGGUGGACACCCCCAGCAGACUCUCUCCCUACCGUCUUCCCGUCAUCAACAACUACGUGACUCCUGUCCCCCCGUCCCUCCGCCCAUGGGAGAAGAGCACCUUUAGCAGAGGACGCCGGCUACGUGCACCCACCACGUCCCACGCCCCAGCCAGCCCCGCUCAAAAGGGAGUCCCAAGGUGGCGUCGCUCUGCGGGAGUGCACAGCAAUGUGGUAGUGACGAUGGUGUACCGUGGCAAGAGGCUGCACCUCUCCUAUGACCGGGCUGAUGCGAGGGACGAGGUCAAGGUUCAUCAGCAGCAUUGCGGUGGAGAGAACCUCUGCGUCUUCAAGGGGAAGCUGAUGGAAGCAGAGCGGUUCGAGUUUGUGUCACGGAGACAUGCUGGCUUCCCGUUCAGCCUCACCUUCUUCCUGAAUGGCCUUCAGGUGGACCGGCUCAGCUCCUGCUGUGAGUUCCGGCACCGCAGGGGCUCCCGGCUCGGGGGGAGGCAUCCCCACUUCACCAUCCUGUCAGUGCAGGGCGCCACCCCCUGCUACAGGUGCAUCAUUGCCACCGGUCUGGACAAGAAACCGUCGCCACCCCCAAAGCUAGCAAAGGAGGACGGCGGACAGGGCAGAGAGAGCAUGAAGUCGGGAUCAGCAAAGCCCAACAGAGGGGUCCGCACAGUCAGGACAGCGGAGAACCUGCAGAGUGGAGCUGUUGCCAGCGCAACUGUGUCGGAACGGGACGGAAUGGACGAGGACCAGGAAAUGUCAGAAUGCCAUGGAGCCCUGGGGCAAGAAUACGCCGACGAUUUUGAAGAGGAUGCGGAGAGGCCAGGCAGGGAGGCAGAACCCUGUGGAGAGGGCAGAGAAGAGGCACUGGGUGAAGGGGAUGAGAGUGGCUCUGGCGAGGAGGGUCGUGACCAGGGGUUGGCACGAGAACAUGAAUUCAGCAACAGCCUCUCCGAUGCAGAGAGUGAGGAAAGUUCAGGGAGCGACCACUCCCACUCAUCCUCAUCUGGCUUCCCGAGAUCCAGCGAGGGGUCUGAUGGCGACUCAUCGGAAGCUGGGGUCCAUGAGGCUGGAGAUGAAGGUGGUCGUGCAGCCAGCGAGGAGGCGGGAGUAACUGCAGCAACGGUGGAGCGUGGUGGUGAGGAGCCCAAGGUCACGGUCGACGGGGAAGCAGCAGAGAGUACGGAAAUGCUCGUCCCUCGUGUAUGUGAGGGAGACGGUGAGCUCAGCAAGCUGGUGGGAGAUGAUCCCAGAACCAGUGUGGACAACAGGAGGUCCAUCAAGGUGACUUCAGCAACGGGUGGUGAGCAGCAACUGAGAGCCACGGGUGACACGUGGAGAGGGAGUUUGGUGGAUGUGUGUGCUGCCGAGCUCUCUGUCUCAGGGAGAUCAGCAGCUGGGAGACGCGAGUCCAUUCAGGAGCAGGAUCAGGAUGAGGACGAGCGAGGAGGGGACUCGCAGCCAGAGCUGGAUGCCUCCCGCGUGGACAGUGUGGCGGAGGAAGAGUGGGCGAGCAUAGCUCGCUCGGGAAGAGGAUCUCCGCACACCCGGGAGAGUGAGACCCGUUCACCGUCCCGGGACACGGACCUCGGGACGCCGCCAAUAGACACUCUGUUACCGGCCCGAAGGAAGAAAGAGUUCCCUUCCUUCAGCCCGGCUCUGGCCCGACCCGUGUUCAGCGGCGGCUGCGCUUGGCGGGAGGAGCGAAGAGAGAGCCGGGUCUCGGUCCAGCUGCUCGCGGGUGCCGGGGAAGAGGGACGUCCCGAGGGUCACGGACAGUCCGGGGGUCCCGCCGACGAAGGACGUCCCGAGGGUCCUGGACAGGAAGGACAGUCCGCGGGUCCCGCUGAGGAAGGACGGCCUGGGGGCUCCGGAGAGGAGGAACGGUUGGCGGGUCCCGGGAAGCAGGAACGGCGCGAGGGUCUCGGGGAGGAGGGGCGACUAGAGAGUCCCAGAGGGGAGUUGGGAAAGUGGGGGGACGUUGGGAUGAAAGCAAUUAGCCUGGAGGAGCAAGGAUGUGGGACAGAAGAAAAAGUUGUGAAGAAUGAAUUUGGGAUGGAGCAAAACUCUGGGAGCGACGAAGCUGUUGGAAAGGGAUUCAUAGGUGAGCUGGGGCUCACUGAGGAAGAGGGAGACAUUAGGGAGGAGGGAAUUAUAGAUGAGUUGAGGGACAGUGAAGAGGGAGACACCGGGGAAGAGAGGGGCAUUAGGAAGGAGGGAAUUAUGGAUGAGUUGAGGGACAGUGAAGAGGGAGACACCAAGGAAGAGAGGGACAUUAGGAAGGAGGGAGUUAUGGAUGAGUUGAGGGACAGUGAAGAGGGAGACACCAGGGAAGAGAGGGACAUUAGGAAGGAGGGAAUUAUGGAUGAGUUGAGGGACAGUGAAGAGGGAGACACCGGGGAAGAGAGGGAUAUUCGGGAGGAAGGGAUCACUUGUGGGAAGUGGGGCGUCGAGGUGGAGAGCAGAGUUGGGGAGAAUGAGGACCAUGGAGUGGAGAGGGAUAUUAGUGAGAUGGGGGUCAUUGAGGAGGGGAAUAUUGGUAAGAUAGGAUACCCUGAGGAGGGCGAUAUUGGGGAUACGGGGGACGUUGCGAAGGGGGUCAUUAGUGACAUAGGGAACACUGGAGAGGAGGGGGCUCGGAGAGAGGGGGGUUUUGCGGAGGUGAGGGUGGGGAAAGAGGCAAAUACAAGGGAGGAGAGUGUUGAAGCUGAGGAAGACUCGGAGGAGGGUUUGGAACCGGGAGAGUGGGGAGACUUUGGGAUAGAGGAUGGUUUUGAAGAGGAGGGAGACACUUGGGCGGAGGAAGAGCUUGAAGAGGGAUUUGGCCCGGGACUGGCGGCGACGGGCAGCUCCGGCAGCGGGCGGGAGGAGAAGGAGGAGACCUCAGUCUGGAACAGCCAGUGA
This is a messenger RNA of Mobula hypostoma (lesser devil ray), 3584 nucleotides long. RefSeq names its product glutamate-rich 3 (gene erich3). The transcript has 15 exons. Lineage: Eukaryota; Metazoa; Chordata; Chondrichthyes; Myliobatiformes; Myliobatidae. Bases 30 to 3584 code for a protein of 1184 amino acids. The record is from RefSeq and is a predicted model, not a curated record.